This is a messenger RNA of Sipha flava (yellow sugarcane aphid), 1764 nucleotides long. RefSeq names its product UTP--glucose-1-phosphate uridylyltransferase (gene UGP). Gene Ontology annotation, cellular component: cytoplasm. Gene Ontology annotation, molecular function: UTP:glucose-1-phosphate uridylyltransferase activity. The transcript has 8 exons. Gene Ontology annotation, biological process: UDP-alpha-D-glucose metabolic process; glycogen metabolic process. NCBI's taxonomy places the organism in Eukaryota, Metazoa, Arthropoda, Insecta, Hemiptera, Aphididae. The record is from RefSeq and is a predicted model, not a curated record. The coding region runs from base 141 to 1685 and encodes 514 amino acids.
AUUUAACGUAGAACCAAUAAUUCUUUUAAAAUGUUGACCUUAUAGGUAAUUUCGUCUCAAACUCUGUUAUAUACAAUUUGAGUGUCGAACAUCAUUAAUCAAAUAUUUAUUUACAUAUUAGUAUAUCAUUAAGUAGAACAAUGUUUUCAAACUUAUUGUCUGUGGAUAAAAAUCAGCCAAAAGGACAUACUCGUGUUCCUUCUAGCACAGACUUGAAAGAAUUCAAGGAACUUACUCAACGUGAUUCAUUGGUGCAAUUAGAAAAAGAAAUUGUGUCCUUACUUAAGACUACACCUGAGGAUAAAAAAGAGUUAGCCAAAUCUCAAUUUACAGCAUUUUCACGUUUAUUCCAGCGAUUUUUGGAAGAAUCUGGCCCAUCAGUUGAUUGGGAUAAAAUCGAAAAAUUACCGGCUGAUGCUAUCAGAGAUUAUGAUACACUAUCCAAACCAAGUCCUGAUGCUAUUCAUAAAAAACUUGAAAAAUUGGUGGUGGUUAAGCUUAAUGGAGGUCUUGGUACAUCUAUGGGGUGUCGUGGUCCAAAAUCAGUAAUACAAGUUAGAAAUGAUCUUACUUUCCUCGACUUAACAGUACAACAAAUUGAACAUUUAAAUAAAAAAUAUAGUGUAAAUGUGCCAUUGGUUCUAAUGAACUCAUUUAAUACUGACAAAGAUACUGAACAAAUUAUUCGAAAGUACAAAGGACUUCAAGUAGAGAUAUACACUUUUAACCAAAGCUGUUUUCCACGAGUUUCUAAAGAGUCGUUGUUACCAAUUGCACAAAAUUGUGAUAUUGAAGGCAACAUUGAAGCAUGGUACCCACCUGGUCAUGGAGAUUUUUAUGAUAGCUUUAAGAAUUCAGGAUUAUUGCAAAAAUUUAUUGAUACAGGUCGAGAUUAUUGUUUUAUUUCAAACAUAGAUAAUUUAGGUGCAACUGUUGAUUUAAAUAUUCUCAACAUGUUGUUGGGUCCUGAAACUAAUUCCCCAGAAUUUGUAAUGGAAGUUACCAAUAAAACAAAAGCUGAUGUUAAAGGUGGUACAUUGAUUCAAUAUGAGAAUAAAUUGCGGUUGUUAGAAAUUGCACAAGUUCCCAAAGAACACCUGGAGGAGUUUAAGUCUGUUAAGAAAUUUAAGUUUUUCAAUACAAACAAUCUCUGGAUAAAGCUCAACGCUAUAGAAAAAGUUUUGAAUGAAGGAUCAAUGAAUUUGGAAAUAAUUGUCAACAAUAAGACUUUAGAUAACAAUUUAAAUAUAAUUCAGCUUGAAACAGCUGUUGGUGCAGCUAUGAAAUCAUUUAAUGGCGGUCUUGGUAUAAAUGUACCUCGUAGUCGUUUCUUGCCAGUAAAGAAAACUUCAGAUCUUUUAUUGGUGAUGAGCAAUUUAUAUCACAUGCGAAAUGGAUCACUGUCUAUGAGUCCUUUAAGAAUGUUUCCAACAACUCCAUUAGUAAAACUUGGUGAUAAAGAUUUUGCUAAAGUUAAAGACUUUUUGUCUCGGUUUGCCACCAUCCCUGACAUACUAGAAUUGGAUCAUUUGACAGUAUCAGGCGAUGUAACAUUUGGUCGUAAUGUUUCAUUAAAAGGCACUGUUAUAAUAAUUGCAAACCAUGGAGAUAGGAUAGAUAUUCCAUCAAAUGCAACACUAGAAAACAAAAUUGUGUCAGGAAAUCUCAGAAUAUUAGACCAUUGAAGAAAUACCACAAUUUUACUACUUAUUGUUUGUAGAUGCAUGUAUAUGAUUUUUAAUUAUAAAAAUAUUAUUUUAGGUA